UGGGGUAGCGGCCGCCGCCUCCAGGUGCAGGCUCUCACGGGCCGCUACCGCCACCCGCUGCCGCCGCCACUCAAGCCCUGGGGCGCGCUGAGGUCCUGGCCGGCCAUGGGGCUGCAGAGGCUGCAGCUGCUGCCGUGAAAAGGGGCGAGGGAGCCGCGACGCUCGGGGUUCCCGGCUGCCUGCAUGGAUGUCUUCAGCUUUGUGAAGAUUGCAAAGCUCUCGAGCCACAGGACCAAGUCUUCAGGCUGGCCCCCUCCCUCUGGAACCUGGGGCUUGAACCAGGUUGCGCCCUAUGGAUGGGAGAUGACGUCGAACCGGGAUGGCCGCGACUGCUUCAUCAGUCACAUGACUCAGGCAGUCCCGUUUGAUGACCCUCGGUUCGAGAGCUGCCAAAUCAUCCCUCCAGCCCCGAGGAAGGUGGAGAUGAGGAGGGACCCUGUGCUGGGAUUCGGUUUCGUGGCAGGGAGUGAAAAGCCGGUGGUUGUUCGCUCAGUGACGCCAGGCGGCCCCUCGGAAGGCAAGCUGAUCCCGGGAGAUCAGAUAGUAAUGAUCAAUGACGAGCCGGUGAGCGCCGCACCAAGGGAGCGGGUCAUCGAUCUGGUCAGAAGCUGCAAAGAGUCGAUACUCCUGACUGUCAUUCAGCCUUACCCUUCGCCCAAAUCAGCAUUUAUUAGUGCUGCAAAAAAGGCCAGAUUAAAGUCCAAUCCCGUCAAAGUGCGCUUCUCCGAGGAGGUCAUCAUCAACGGCCAGGUGUCGGAAACUGUUAAGGAUAACUCACUUCUUUUUAUGCCAAAUGUUUUGAAAGUCUAUCUGGAAAAUGGGCAGACCAAGUCAUUUCGCUUUGACUCCAGCACCUCCAUAAAGGAUGUCAUCUUAACUCUUCAAGAGAAGCUCUCCAUCAAAGGCAUCGAACACUUCUCCCUCAUGCUGGAGCAGAGGACCGAAGGGGCCGGAAGCAAGCUGCUGCUGCUGCACGAACAGGAGACCCUGACUCAGGUCACACAGCGACCCAGCUCCCAUAAGAUGAGGUGUCUUUUCCGAAUUAGCUUUGUCCCCAAGGAUCCCAUCGACCUGUUAAGGAGAGAUCCAGUUGCUUUCGAGUAUCUCUACGUCCAGAGUUGUAACGACGUCGUCCAGGAGCGAUUUGGGCCGGAGCUGAAAUACGACAUAGCCCUGCGGCUGGCGGCCUUGCAAAUGUACAUUGCAACCGUUACCACCAAGCAAACGCAGAAAAUCUCCCUCAAGUACAUCGAAAAAGAGUGGGGAUUAGAGACUUUUCUUCCCUCUGCUGUGCUGCAAAGCAUGAAGGAGAAGAACAUAAAGAAAGCACUUUCACACCUUGUCAAAGCAAAUCAAAACUUGGUACCACCCGGUAAAAAGCUCUCUGCGCUGCAAGCCAAGGUCCAUUAUCUCAAGUUCCUCAGCGACCUUCGUUUGUAUGGUGGUCGUGUGUUCAAGGCAACAUUAGUGCAGGCAGAAAAGCGCUCAGAAGUGACUCUCCUGGUCGGGCCCCGAUACGGCAUAAGCCACGUCAUAAACACCAAAACCAAUCUGGUGGCUCUGUUAGCCGACUUCAGCCACGUCAACAGGAUCGAGAUGUUUACCGAAGAGGAAAACCUGGUGAGGGUGGAGCUGCAUGUGCUGGAUGUGAAGCCCAUCACGCUCCUGAUGGAGUCAUCUGAUGCCAUGAACCUGGCCUGCCUAACAGCUGGAUACUACAGGCUCCUGGUGGACUCCAGGAGGUCGAUAUUCAACAUGGCCAACAAGAAAAAUGCAGGGACACAGGAAACAGGGACUGAAAAUAAAGGAAAGCACAAUGUCCUCGGCCCUGAUUGGAACUGUGUACCCCAGAUGACCACCUUUAUUGGCGAAGGGGAACAAGAAGCCCAGAUAACAUAUAUAGACUCCAAACAGAAGACGGUGGAGAUUUCGGAUGGCACGUCAUGUCCAAAAGACCACCGGCACUUGUACAUGGCCAACACCUAUAAUUCGGAUGAACUCAACCAACCGCUGGCUCAGCCGGGAGAUGCUGCAUGUGAGGCUGACUACAGAAGUCUAGCUCAGCGGUCCCUGUUGACCUUCUCGGGACCAGAAACUCUAAAGAAAGCACAGGAGUCUCCGAGAGGAGCUAAAGUGUCCUUUAUUUUUGGAGAUCUUGCCAUGGAUGAUGGGAUCAAUCCCCCGACUCUCAGCUAUGAGAGGCUACUGGACGAGAGUCCGGAGCUCCUGGAGAAGCAGUCACAUGUCUACAUGAGCAGUGCCAAUGACAUGAAGAGCCUGGAACUCACGCCAGAUGCGGACAACAUCCAAUUUGUGGAACAUUCUGUUUAUGCAAACAUAGGUGACGUGAAGACCUUCGAGGCCACCCAGGGGAUAGAGGAGCCCCUGCUGCGUGAUAUUUGCUACGCAGAAAACACCGACGAUGCAGAAGAUGAGGAUGAGGUGAGCUGUGAGGAGGACCUCAUGGUGGGAGACAUGAACCAGCCAGCCCUCCUCAACCUGUCCGGGUCAAGUGAUGACAUCAUUGACCUCACGUCCCUGCCCCCUCCUGAAGGAGACGACAAUGAGGAUGACUUCCUGCUGCGUUCCUUGAACAUGGCUAUCGCCGCACCCCCACCUGGCUUCAGAGAUAGUUCAGAUGAGGAGGAUUCUCAGAGCCAGGCAGCUUCCUUCCUCGAGGACAAGGAGCCAGGCGGCAACCUGCAAAAUGAUGAGAUCCCCGUGUCCCUCAUUGACGCUGUGCCCACCAGCACUGAGGGAACAUGUGACAAGGGGCUGGAUAACACUGUCGUUUCCCCGCUGGAAGCUCUAGAAGCUCUGUCCGUGUCAGAAGAACAGCAGACCAGUAACAAUUCAGGUGUAGCCAUCUUGAGGGCUUAUAGUCCCGAGUCUUCCUCAGACUCAGGCAAUGAAACUAACUCUUCUGAAAUGACUGAGAGUUCUGAACUGGCCACAGCACAGAAGCAGUCAGAAAACCUCUCCCGCAUGUUCUUGGCCACUCAUGAAGGCUACCACCCCCUGGCAGAAGAGCAGACAGAGUUCUCCACCUCCAAAACCCCUGCUGGGGUCUUGCCCCCCAAGUCCUCCCAUACUCUGGCCACCCGUCCAGUGACAGACCUCCCGCCCAAAGUCGUGCCUUCCAAGCAGAUACUUCACUCAGACCACAUGGAGAUGGAGCCUGAAACCAUGGAGACCAAGUCGGUCACCGACUAUUUUAGCAAACUUCACAUGGGGUCAGUGGCGUAUUCCUGCACCAGCAAAAGGAAAAGCAAGCUGGCCGAUGGGGAGGGCAAAGCGCCCCCUGUGGGGAACGUACCAGGGAAAAAGCAGCAGGGAACCAAAACAGCUGAGGCAGAGGAGGACGCCAAAGGUAAAUUUGGUACCGUGUCUUCAAGGGACAGUCAACACCUAAGCACUUUUAACCUGGAGAGAACUGCCUUUCGCAAGGACAGCCAAAGAUGGUAUGUGGCCACCGAGGGCGGGGUGGCUGAAAAAAGUGGAUUGGAAGCAGCCACAGGGAUACUCUUUCCAAGAGCUUCUGGUCUGGGGACAAGGGAGGCCGAAGGGAAGGAUGAAGGGACCCCCAGUGGGGAAGCCAAUGAGGUUUCAGGACUUGGCCAACGGGACCACUUCUUAACUGACGUGACCUGUGUCUCUUCAGCCAAAGACUUAGAUAACCCAGAGGAUGCUGACCCAUCUACCUGUGACCAUCCUUCCAAGCUUCCUGGGGCGGAAGAGAGUGUGGCCCAUCUUUGUGACUACCACUUGGCCAAGCGGAUGUCAUCAUUACAGAGCGAGGGCCAUUUUUCUCUGCAGAGCUCUCAGGGCUCUUCGGUGGACGCGGGCUGUGGCACAGGCAGCAGCAGCAGCACCUGCGCCACACCCGUGGAGUCCCCACUCUGCCCCUCCAUGGGGAAGCACUUGAUUCCUGAGACGUCAGGAAAAGGCGUGACUUAUGUUCCUUCAGAGGAGAGGGCCACUGGGCUGCCCAACCACGGGGCCCCCUUCAAGGAAUCACAUCCACAGACAGAAGGGGUGUGUCCGCGGAUGACAGUGCCUGCUCUGCACACAGCCAUUAAUGCCGAACCCCUGUUUGGCACUUUGAGAGAUGGAUGUCAUCGACUCCCCAAGAUUAAGGAAACCACAGCUUUGACAGAGUCUGGGAAGGAGAGACGAGGAAGCAUGCCUUCAGUUUGGUCUCAAUAUCCUGAAGCUGAUCCCAUCCUGCUACCAUCAACCAUUCACUCGGAAUCAAAGGUGCCAAUUCCAAAUCAAGACCCCACUGAUUUCUCCCAAGCAUACCAGGCCUACGGAGAGGCUGUGAGCCGGCAGCCACCGGAUCUGAGAGGGGAGAGCCAUGGGACAGCCCCCAGCCAGAGGGCUCUGAGACGUAGCAGCAGUAUCCUCUCAGAAUGUGUAGGUUUGGAGACCUUCCGAGAGAGAAGCAAGGUUGCAGUCAGCUUCAAGUGUCCAGGUAUCACAGAUGCACAGGAGGCCAGUUCAGAAAGGCGGGCAGAACUCCCACUGGGGAAGAAGCUCACCAAAAGUUUUUCCCAAAGCUCGAUGCACUUUAGCUCUGACGGGAAGUUCCACAAAAGGUCCCCGGUGGCUCACAAAGACUCGAAGCUAUAUAAGACAUUACCCUUGCGGAAGCUGGAGGGCAGCAAUUGGAGAUGCCGGGGACCUUUCAGCUACUGCUUUCUGAACCGAGGGCAGGAUGAAGAUGAAGAGGAGGAUGAAGAGGAAGGAGAGCCCACCCGUCGGAUCUCUUGCCUCUUCCCACCACAGGUGACUGAAGCCAUGCCUGAGCCAACCAGCCUGCCCCUGACUGUUGGGAUCCAGAGGCAAGGAGUGGCGCUGUCCAGAGUUUCAGUGCUGAAGGUCUGGGCAGAAGACCUGAGUAGUCCAGAUGACAUGGACUUCAGCAACCUGGCUUUUGAUGCCCGGAUCGCAAGAAUAAAUGCCCUGAAGCAGAGUACGUAUGCAAUGCCCGAUGGGUUCCUCGCAGCCCAAAAUGAUGCCAAUGAGCUGCUCUGCCUCGUCAGGGCAACCAAGGGGAAGAGAGAGGAGUCACGCCCCGAAGCGUAUGACCUCACACUCUCUCAGUACAAGCAACUGUUAUCCAUUGACUCCAGACAAUUGGGAAGUGCCUGUAGGAAAAUGGCGAUGGCCGAGAAGAGCCCAGAGGAGAUGCUCCUAGCUAUGACUUCUAGCUUUCAAGUGCUCUGUUGCCUAACAGAAGCUUGCAUGCGAUUAGUUAAAGUCGUGAACUCAGAAACACAGCGGCAGGAGAUUGUAGCGAAGAUUGAUGAAGUGGUCAUAAACUACAUUUGUCUCCUGAAAGCUGCCGAGGCAGCCACUGGAAAGACCACUGGGGAUCCCAGUGUUGGACUCUCCACGCGACAGUCAACUACCAUGGCCGCUCUCGUAAGCACACUAACACGUUCUCUCAAGAUGCUUUUAAAUAAAUAAAGUCUGAAAGUCACGUCAUAAUCUACCUUUGCAAAGCCAUACAUGAACUUUUAUUUACUUUCUGUGUACGAUGAACAGAUGUCUCCUUUCUUCUCCCUGUAUAUUUUGUUAUUUUGUAUAAAAUAGGAGAUAAAAGUCACAUUGGUGAAAUGUUGAAAUGUACUAAUCAGAUGUACUCUGUUUAUAUUAUACGUAUAUACAUGUAAAAGAAAUAUACAAGAAAGGGAUGACAUUUGGCUAUUUUUCAUAUAGUCGAAACUUGGGGUAUAUGAUGUGAGAUUUUAAAUUUUACCGUGUUAGACCAAAACUAUGAAUCCUAUUCCCUCUCCUCCCAAGCAGAUAGCUGGAGACCAUAUCAUUCAUAUAUAGGAGGAAAAAGAAAGAAAGAAAGAAAGAAAGAAAGAAAGAAAGAAAGAAAGAUAGAUCACAAUGUAUAUAAAACAAUACUUAUGUUUUAAAAUUAUGAUUUUUAAGUAUUGGAACUAGCAAAAAGACAUUUAAAAUUCAAGAAGCUACUAUGAAUUAUUAGAGAAUAUAUAUAAUAAAUUAAUUUUUUGCUCAUAGUGUUUGGUUAUCUGAUGCUUUCUUCCAAGAAUCCCAUAUGUUUCAUUUUGGCUUAUUCCAUGUGGGUUAAAAUGGGUGGAGGUGGAUUCUAUUGUGUCAACGCAAAUGCUCUUCAUGAUGUUCCUAGAGUUAGAAUACUUCCCAAGUAGAAGGACAGAAGGAAGGAUGGGCAGGUCCCUGGGUAAUACCUAGCUAUAGAUUAUCUAAUUACAGAAAAUGAAAGAAUUCAUACCAAAAUUAAAGUUUUUAAUGACAAGAGAGAUCUGCUUUGACUCAAUGUCAAAAUAUGUAAACCAAAGACAUCAUCCACCCCACCCCCAACUCGACCAUGAAACUUAGAAUUCUCUUAAGAGUGACAGAACAUUUAAUAAAGUAUUGCAAAAUUAUAAAAAAUAACAACAACAUUUGAUGAUCAUUGAAAGUAAGUGCAGAUCCAGUCCCAUCAACCGGACUGCACAGCAGCCUGAGCCACAUCUCAGAUCGUAGCACUUUAGUAUCACACAGCUUCAUGCCGCACCUUCUCUACCGGGGCCAAUGCUUCCAAGCCCACUAGGAAUUCCAGCCUAACGCUGGGACAGACUUUCAAAUCUGCAACGUUCGCAAAAUCAGGGAGAGAUAGCUCCUCUAAUAUAGAGGCCGUGAUUAAAUAAACAAUUAAGUGUUUCUUAAAUGAUCUAAUCUGAAUCGGCUUCUAGAAAUAGCAAAGCUAAACAACAACAACAACCAAAAAAGGACAAAGAGAAGUGGUCAGUGGGACCAUGUUAGGUAAACCUGAUGGAAUGCAAAGAAGUUUUCGGAACUGUCGUCUCUCUCAAAAUGUAUCUUUGGGUCAAAGCAAAAAGAAUUCGAACUCUGCAAUUGUAAAAUAAAAUUGACAUGUACAUAUAUACUUCAUGGGUCAUUUAGUGCUCAGGCUACACGCACUCCUAUUAAUGUACGUGGCUCCUUAAAAUAUGACAGCCGUGUGCCAAGUACAAAUAUUUCCAUUUUUGUAGCCUGCUGGGCAGGAGGAAUAACGCAGUCUACAAUCACGAUGUCUCAUCAGUCAUUCCACAGAGACUCCGUAACAAAAGUCACAUGUAGUUGUAGAUGGUAGCAUACAAAAGGCGUUUAGACAUGUGUUAUUUAAAAUAAUGUUUAAAUGAUAAAACAUUAUUUUAUUACAAUGAUAAAUAUUGGUGUUUGAUAUUGAGAACUAUUAAUGCUGUUUACUGUGGACAUUUUUGGUAAAUAUUCUCUGUACUAAAAUACUAACAUUAACAGGAUGUGUGUUCUAUGUCAGCCAAUGUGCUAAAAACAUAUCUCAUCUAUGAUCUCAUUCAGUCAUCACAACAAUCUUAUGGUUUGGACACUGCCGUUAAUUCCCUAUGGAGGCAACAUGAUUUAGUCAUUGAGGACAUGGGGGUCGAGGUCAGAAACCUCUUGAUUUCAGUUUGGACUCUGCCAUUUUCUAGUGCUUUUGUCUUGGGAAAGCCAGUGGAUUUUUUUCUGUGUCUCAUAGGGUUGUCAUGAGUUCUAAGUCAAAUGAUGUAUGUAAAGUUCUUACUAUAACACCUGGCAGAUUAAGUAAUUAAUGUUAGAUAUUAUUAUCAUCCUAAUCAUUGUGUUAACUAUAUUGCCCAAGAUAAUAUGUGGGGAUGUUUGUUUUAUAUGCAUAUUGUAUCCUGACUCUAUGUGCAGAAUACAUUAUGUGUAUUGCAUAUGUAUAAGAGAAACAUACAAGGAAGUGAUGAUCCUUGUUCAAAUCACACAUCCGGUUGGAACAGCUUCUUCGUCCAUUUCAGUUCAAGAGGCCUCAGUGAAAUACUUCUGGGUCUUUCUAAUCAAUGUCCCAUUAUGGGUGCUCCAAUAAGUUUCUGUUUCUUAUAAACAAACUCUUUGCUACUUAGAAAACCUGAAGG
This is a messenger RNA of Phyllostomus hastatus (greater spear-nosed bat), 7937 nucleotides long. It is a transcript of the gene FRMPD4, whose product is annotated as FERM and PDZ domain containing 4. NCBI's taxonomy places the organism in Eukaryota, Metazoa, Chordata, Mammalia, Chiroptera, Phyllostomidae. Gene Ontology annotation, cellular component: cytoskeleton. The record is from RefSeq and is a predicted model, not a curated record. Gene Ontology annotation, molecular function: protein binding. The transcript is spliced from 17 exons. Bases 184 to 5472 code for a protein of 1762 amino acids.